Molecule: messenger RNA, 699 nt
Organism: Hirsutella rhossiliensis
Lineage: Eukaryota; Fungi; Ascomycota; Sordariomycetes; Hypocreales; Ophiocordycipitaceae
Product: ribosomal protein s18 domain-containing protein
Exons: 2
Coding region: 1-699 (232 amino acids)
Biological process (GO): translation
Cellular component (GO): ribosome
Molecular function (GO): structural constituent of ribosome
Source: RefSeq, a predicted model, not a curated record
AUGCCGCCACGGCUCCCACUCCUCCGCGCGCCCUCGCAGCCGUCGCUGCCCCCCCCCACGCGCGCCCUCUUCUUCUCCUCCACGGCCCGCGCAGCCCUCGACAUGCCGAACCAACCAGCAGCCUCCUCCUCGGCCCCGUCGAGACCGCCGCCAACCUCGUCGACCAGCAAUCUCCUGUCCAUCGACGGCAGGCGUGGCGGCGCCCACCAGGGGAGCCAGGACCGCCUCAGGGCCGGAAACGCCGCCGGCCGCCUCAUCGACCGCUACAAGAAGCGCGCCGAGAUUGCCGGCCGCAGCAAGCAGUCGCAGCUCGAGUUUAUGCACAAGAACAAGGACUCGCAGGACUAUCUGCGGCAGAUGCCCCGCCGCUUCGAGCCCGGGGACGUCUACUCCCCCCACGACCUCAGCCCCGUCGAGAUGGCCAAGUGGCGCCGGAGGUCGCAGCGGAACAACGAUGUCGUCGACACCCUCGGCAUCCGUCCGCUCGACAUGUACAAGAACUUCUCCCUCAUCCAAGACUUCACCACGUCCUCGGGCCAAGUCAUCCACUCGUCCGCCACGGGCCUUCGCCCCGUCAACCAGCGCAAGAUUGCAAAGAUGAUCCGCCGCGUCCAGGGCAUGGGCAUUUACCCCAGCAUCCACGACCAUCCCGAGAUGAUGAGGCUCAAUUUCUUCCCCGUCGGUAACGUGGAUAGGUGA